GAGGGAAAAUAGGAUAUUACAAUUAUAAUAAUAAGGCAGGUGACACGUGUCGAUAUACAAAGGGGCGAGCGGCUCCGCCAUGGGCGGGGUAUUUAUGUGAAGAAUUUCCUCGACCAGUUGGUGAGCAAUUGCAGAAGGUUUUUGAAGGAUCUGCUGUUGCUGCUGCGGCGGCGGCGUCGAUCGUAGCAAGCUAAGGUAAUCCUGCAUGCAUCGAGGAUGGCAACUGGCAUCGUCACCACGAAACUCGAAGAUUUGGUUGUGAUUGACAACGGAGUUCUACAGCUCACCCUGACCAAUCCUGGGGGAAUCAUUAGAGGCAUACGCUACAAUGGAAUUGAGAAUUUGUUGGAAGUUAACAACACGACUCUCAACGGAGCGUUUUGGGACCUUAAUUGGAGUGAAGCAGGGAGCCACAAAACAAGGGGACAGUUCGACACGAUUGAAGGAACAAGCAUGAAAGUAAUUGUUGAAAAUGAGGAGCAAGUAGAACUCUCAUUCACAAGAACAUGGGAUCCUUCACUUGAAGGAAAGCAAUCUCCUUUGCGAAUAGACAGAAGGUUUGUGAUGCUUCAUGGCUCCCCAGGAUUCUACUCUUACGCUAUUUUCGAGCAUUUGGAAGACUUCCCUGGUUUCAACCUUAACACCACCCGAAUCGCGUGCAUGCUCAAUAAAGACCUGUUUCAUUACAUGGCUAUAUCAGAUAACAGGCAAAGAUACAUGCCCAGGCCGGAAGAUCGACUGCCUCCUAGAGGUCAAGAACUGGAGUACCCUGAAGCCGUGCUUCUUGUUGAUCCUGUCGACCCGGAAUUUAAAGGAGAAGUGGAUGACAAAUACCAGUACUCAAUUGAGAACAAAGAUAAUAAGGUGCAUGGGUGGAUAAGCUCCGAUCCACCAGUGGGGUUCUGGCAAAUUGCGCCAAGCAAUGAAUAUCGAAAUGGAGGACCUUUGAAACAAGACUUGACCUCUCAUGUGAACCCGACCACCCUUGCGAUAUUCGUCACAUCUCAUUAUGCGGGAGAGGAUCUUCUUCUCAAAUUUCAACCUGGCGAAAUAUGGAAGAAAGUGUUCGGACCAGUUUUUAUCCAUCUCAAUUCUGUUCCGGACCGAAAAGACGCGCUUACUCUUUGGAAUAAUGCCAAAGAACAGAUGAAAAAAGAAGAGGAAUCGUGGCCGUACAGUUUUGUAGCCUCAGAUGAUUAUCCUAAAUCUCACCAGAGGGGUGCAGUGAGGGGUAAAAUGCUUGUGCAUGACAGGUAUGUUAGUGAAGAUGCCCUACCGGCAAAAGCAGCAUAUGUCGGACUGGCUGCCCCGGGGAAUGCUGGAUCAUGGCAGAGGCAAUCCAAGGGAUAUCAAUUCUGGACCACGGCUGAUGAGAAUGGUUGCUUCACUAUUAACAACAUACGCCCCGGGAACUAUAACAUAUAUGCAUGGGUACCAAGCUAUAUCGGUGAUUAUAAGUUCGAGAAUGCACUGACCAUAACUGAAGGUUGUGAGAUUGAUGUUGGUGCGCUUACUUAUAAGCCGCCAAGAGACGGUCCAACGCUGUGGGCAAUCGGGAUUCCUGAUCGUACUGCAGCUGAAUUCUAUGUUCCAGAUCCCAACCCAAAGUACAUCAACAAACUAUAUGUAAAUCACCCGGACAGGUUUAGACAAUACGGAUUGUGGGAAAGAUAUGCAGAUUUAUAUCCAGAUAAAGAUUUAGUGUAUACUGUGGGUAUAAGCGACUAUAAGACAGAUUGGUUCUACGUUCAAGUCACAAGGUGGAAUAUUUCUACAUUCAAUUAUGUUGCUAUGAAAAUUGGUGAGAAUUCAUACAAGGGCACAACAUGGCAAAUAAAAUUCAAUCUCGACAGUGUGGACGAAUGUGGGACUUACGUGCUGCAGCUGGCACUCGCAUCUGCUCAUAAGGCUGAGUUACAGGUUCAUGUGAACAAAUUCGAUGCAGAUCCCCCAUUGUUUUCGACAGGCGUAAUCGGGGGAGACAAUGCAAUAGCAAGGCAUGGAAUUCAUGGAAUCUACUGGCUGUUCAGUGUGGAAGUUGAAGGCGGGGAUUUAAAGCAGGGCGAGAAUACCAUAUAUUUGACACAGACACAGGAUAAGAGCCCUUUUCAGGGUAUUAUGUAUGACUACAUUCGUUUCGAAGGGCCUCGUCCUGUUUAAUCUUUGCAUGAAAAUUUCGAAAAAGAAGUGCACUGCAGAUGGUAAAUCCUCUCCUAUGUAGCAGUCAAGUGGUUAUACUGUUGAGUAGUCUAAUUAAUGAGAGUAAAGAUCUGCAUGUAUGGAUUAAUAUUGAAGCAGCAAAAAGAACAUUCCUAUCUGCUAACAGCUGAAAAUGUCAGUUACAAAAGAGGAGUUUAGU
Andrographis paniculata is the source of this 2359-nucleotide messenger RNA. RefSeq lists its product as uncharacterized. Gene Ontology annotation, biological process: carbohydrate metabolic process. The transcript has 15 exons. Gene Ontology annotation, molecular function: catalytic activity; carbohydrate binding. NCBI's taxonomy places the organism in Eukaryota, Viridiplantae, Streptophyta, Magnoliopsida, Lamiales, Acanthaceae. The record is from RefSeq and is a predicted model, not a curated record. Bases 217 to 2160 code for a protein of 647 amino acids.